AUGGUGGAGCUACAUCUAAUUCUUGCUAUGCUUUUUCCUUUUACCUCAAAGAAAUUAUACCUAGUUUUUCAUUUUGGAAACGAGACUUUCAGUAACUCAAGUGUAUGCACCACUUUCUACCAUAGCUUCCCUGGCCAGCCGACUUCACAGAGUCUGGAGAGCCCUAUUUUACCUAAUGUCGAGGCUCCUUCAUCGACACGAUUAAUUGCAGCUGAUGUUACUACUGAGUCAGAGGCUACUAUCAGUGCCUACUCUGAGUUAUGUCCAAAGAAAGGUCUCUUGCGCUAUGUACCGGUUACAGUGCUUGAGUGCAGCCAAGCCGUUCGUUGCGUGGCUUUCCAUCCGACCGGUCGUCUGUAUGCCGUCGACUUGAUAAUUACGAUCGUAAGAUAUUAUGGCUACACUGGAUAUGAAUUUGCUAAAACUUUUCUUGACACCAAUCGUUAUCCACUCUAA
Molecule: messenger RNA, 456 nt
Organism: Protopolystoma xenopodis
Lineage: Eukaryota; Metazoa; Platyhelminthes; Monogenea; Polystomatidea; Polystomatidae
Source: the annotation of a GenBank genome assembly